Molecule: messenger RNA, 1772 nt
Organism: Cherax quadricarinatus
Lineage: Eukaryota; Metazoa; Arthropoda; Malacostraca; Decapoda; Parastacidae
Source: RefSeq, a predicted model, not a curated record
CAGACAAAAAAGGAAUCCUGAUCUGGUCAGUGGCUUGGGGUAUAUAAGAACCACAAGCAGCUUCCUCAGUCAUAAGCUCCAGUCUACAGUCACUACCCUACACACUCACACUCUCUCAAGAUGCAGCGACUCGUGAUUCUUGCUGUUGUGGUGGCAGCUGUGUCUGCCAUCCCCGUGGGACGUUUCGCCUAUGUCAGAGAUGACUCGCUUGAACACGGUGUUCGGGACGUGUCGCUGGAGUACGUCAGGCCAGUGAGAUCACAGAACUUAGCCACGUUUAGAGCGCCGUCCAGACGGAUUCCCCUUAACGACUCAGACGAAAACAAAACAGUUCAGUACUUCCUGAGUCAAAAUGCUGUUGCUGGUGGUGCCUUGACUAGGAGUGCUGGAACUCACGACGACCGUGUGAGAGCCCUGGGGCAGAUGCUCAGCACUGGGAUUUAUGAUGUCUCAGAGGAAGCUUUGUAUCGUAACCCUGCCCUGAGGGCCGCUAUAGCACAGGGUGAUGGACAGUACCUCAUCAACAACUCCGGGGAACUCUACUACCACCAUUCUCCUGGUGCUGUUCCUGCUUCUGGUGUACAGCCCCAGCAGGCCCAAAACUCAGCAGUCACAGUCGCCAAGAAGAAAUAAAACGAUCCGGAACAUGAAGGUCGGGGAGUAGAAAGAGGCACUCUGUGACAAAAUGCUCACAUGAGCAAUAUCAUCAUAAUAUCAUCAUGACUUAUAUGUAAAAACUUUAUCUCGUGUCGUCUUUAAAGAUGGGGUCUCCUCUCUGAUCCCUAAAGGCACUGUCUUGUCUACCGUUUCUACUUUCAAUCUCACAGAUUUCCUGAAUCAGUCAGCAUCCGACACGCCAGCGUUUAAUUAAAGCGUUUAAGAGUCGACUACACUACAAUACACUGAAGGAGAGACUUGAAAUCAGGCGAACUACUGUUUAAAUGUGACAUUUUUAUGUAAUCGUUGCCUUGGAUAAGCCACUGAGUUAAUCAUUGUAUAAUUAAAAUCCGUGUCAGGUAUGAUUUUCCGCUGACAGCAGUUGCACAAGAACCUGCAGUGAGCAGUGUGGAGGCACCGAGAGUGAUGCUCUAGAUACGGUCUGAGGUUACAAGCUAAGGCCACAAGGUUCAAUCAUUGUUGGUGCCAUGAACCUACAUCCAAUGGUAUAUUAUCUGUCUUACGUACACCCAACAGCGAGAACGCCAGGCGAUACUCUAGCCAGGUGCUGGAGGCACUAACACGCCGCGAGCGAUAGCUAGAAGCGCCACUAACAGCGCUGCACCAGUAACCAGUCUUCCGUGAGAGACUCACACUCGGACGCACCUUCACCAGGCUCACCACUACCAGUGUUUACUAAUAGUAGCCGCACCAGCGACGUGGUUACCCUCCAGGAGAGGAUCACACAGAGAGUCACAGCACUCUGGGCUUCAUGCUAGUAAACCUCACAAACCAAGUGAAAUUUUUCCCUUCAGUUUUGAUUUAAACUUGAUAUAUCUUCAAAGCAUGAAUGAUAGACAGCAAAGUGAGACGUAGUAAGUCAAAGACUCAGAGGAAACGUAUUGAUUAAAGCGAGGUUUCGCUCAUUGAGACCUUCAUCAGGUUAUGAUAUGAUAAAGGUUGAGGUGUGUAAAGUGUCGUUCUAAUCCUUACUCUGUCCCCGUCGCAUAAUUUACUACAUCUCUUUCAUUUAUUUUAUGUGUAUAAGAAAUGUUCUUAAGACAUGACACAAGAUGUGUAAAUUGUCUUGCCAAUAAAAUUAAUUUUGUACACAA